GCACUGUUACCGCCGAUUAUAUUCGAGGCCAGUUUCUCGCUCAACACGGAUAUGUUCAUGAGCAAUCUCACAUCAAUAUUAGUCUUCGCGUUCAUCGGCACAACCAUAUCGGCCUAUGUUACGUCCAUAGGGUUGUGGACGUUCUCUACUACCUGGCUUGUCGGCCUUAAGAAUACAGAUGCCCUGCGGGGUUACUGUAUGACAUUUGGGGCUCUCAUCUCCAGUACCGAUCCAGUAGCAGUGAUGGCGCUCAUGAGGGGGUCCAAAUACCGACCCAAUAAGACAUUGCAUUCUCUGGUCUUCGGUGAGAGCGUCUUAAACGAUGCAGUGGCAAUCGUCUUGUUUGCAUCCUAUCAACAUCAACACACAACUGCCAACUUCAGCAUUCUAACGCCGCGGAGAUCCUCUCGUAGUUUAUAUUCCAUGAUAGUUACGUUGGGGUCGAUCAUAUUCGGGGUCCUCAGUGGAGCUCUGGUUAGCGGCACCUACCGCAAGUCGUCUCUCGGGAAGUACCCUAAAUACGAGAUAGCAUGUAUGUUCCUGUCUAUUUAUCUCACGUUCUCCCUAGCUGAGCUCCUUGGUCUGAGUGGAAUCAUGGCGAUAUUCUUCUUCGGAUUAAUUCUCGGUCGUUAUAAUUUCCACAACUUAUCCAAGUCGUCACAAGUAGCUUCAAAACUGGUCUUCGAAACUAUCGCUUUUAUAUCAGAGACUUUGGUCUUCCUCUACCUUGGAGUAGUAGCUUGCAUGUCUAUAGGAGAGUAUCAUUGGAACCUCUUACUGAUAAUCUUCACUAUGUUACUCAUUGUGUUCGCUAGAGCGUGUAAUGUGUUCCCUCUAGCAUGGGUCUUAAACCAUUCAACUCGACAUGAGCCUAUCUCUCGGAACUCCCAGAUUGUAUUGUGGCUGGCAGGAAUAAGAGGAGCUAUUGCCUUCGUAUUGAUGCUACGUGUACCCGCUAGAGUUGGUGAUGAUACCAGAGAUCUCCUCGUCACUACUACUAUAUCAGUGGUUUGCAUUACAACACUAGCAGGAGAGUCCCUG
Perkinsus marinus ATCC 50983 is the source of this 1041-nucleotide messenger RNA. Its product is annotated as Sodium/hydrogen exchanger, putative. Gene Ontology annotation, cellular component: membrane. Lineage: Eukaryota; Perkinsozoa; Perkinsida; Perkinsidae. The record is from RefSeq and is a predicted model, not a curated record. Gene Ontology annotation, molecular function: sodium:proton antiporter activity. The annotation marks the transcript as partial. The transcript has 10 exons. Gene Ontology annotation, biological process: sodium ion transport; regulation of pH; proton transmembrane transport.